GUGGUUUACCAGAUAUUUUCCAACUUGCGCUAUUUGACAGGAAAGAAGGUUGCUAGUCGGAAACAGGACGUUCUGGAACUUGUCGAACAUUUUAAUAUUGAUGUUGAAAAUCCAUGUGUCAUAAUGAGUCAAGACAAAAGCAGAGAAUUUUUGCAUUCCGGAAAUGACAGAGACAAAUUUAAGUUUUUUUUCAAGGCCACACUUCUUCAGCAAGUCAAUGAUCUUCUACAACGUAUUUCUGGACAACUUAAAGAUGCAAAUGCACUUAUUGAAGAGCGGGAGGCUACAAUUAGGCCCAUAGAACAGGAACUUAGCAAACUACAGGGCAAAAUAAAAAAUAUGGAGCAUAUAGAAGAGAUAUCUCAACAAGUGCAGCAAUUGAAAAAGAAGCUUGCAUGGUCAUGGGUCUAUGAUGUGGAUAGGCAACUAAGGGAACAGACUGAGAAGAUUGGAAAGCUUAAAAAUCGUAUACCCACUUGCCAAGCUAAAAUAAAUUGGGAAACAAGUAAGGUACAGUCGCUGAAGGACCGUCUUAAGGAAAAGAAGGCUCAAGUUGAAGUGAUGGUGGAAAAAUCAUCAAUUGUAAAGAGAAGCAUGGAUGAACUAAAACACUCCAUUUCUUUGGCAACAAAAGAGAAGCAAGAACUGGAAGAAGAAAAUCGCCGCAGGAUGAAUGACAUUCAAAAAACCAUGAUUUUAGUUAGGCGGCUUGAGAAAGAAGCUAGUACUAUUCAUGAACAACAUAUCAGAAGUACACAGGUUCUCUUUUACUUAAAAAAAUUAAAUCUCCAUUUCCUUCUAACAAUAUGUUUCUUUCUUGUCCUUAAUUAA
This is a messenger RNA of Carica papaya (papaya), 831 nucleotides long. NCBI's taxonomy places the organism in Eukaryota, Viridiplantae, Streptophyta, Magnoliopsida, Brassicales, Caricaceae. The record is from RefSeq and is a predicted model, not a curated record.